Schistocerca gregaria is the source of this 590-nucleotide messenger RNA. RefSeq names its product 60S acidic ribosomal protein P2 (gene RpLP2). The coding region runs from base 111 to 443 and encodes 110 amino acids. Gene Ontology annotation, molecular function: structural constituent of ribosome. Gene Ontology annotation, biological process: cytoplasmic translational elongation. NCBI's taxonomy places the organism in Eukaryota, Metazoa, Arthropoda, Insecta, Orthoptera, Acrididae. The transcript is spliced from 5 exons. The record is from RefSeq and is a predicted model, not a curated record. Gene Ontology annotation, cellular component: cytosolic large ribosomal subunit; ribosome.
GCGAAAUCUCUGAUAUCCUGUUCCUCUGCAUGCAACUUACCCUCAUACGCAUGACGCCAUAGUAAGUGCGAGGAAGUGGAUACACGUUUCGUGUCGAAAGGACUUAAAAAAUGCGUUACGUGGCCGCUUACCUGCUUGCCGCCCUUGGUGGGAAAGAAAAUCCAACUUCUGCAGAUAUUGAAAAGAUUCUCAGUUCUGUCGGCAUCGAAGCUGAUAGUGAGAGACUGAAGAAAGUUAUCAGUGAAUUGAAUGGGAAGAACAUUGAAAGUCUGAUAGCAGCAGGUCGUGAGAAGUUGGCAUCGAUGCCAGUUGGUGGUGCUGCUGCGGCUGGAGGUGGCGGAGCUGCUGCAGCUGCUGCUCCAGAGAAGGAGGAGAAGAAACCUGAAAAGAAAGAAGAGUCUGAAUCUGAUGAUGAUGACAUGGGCUUUGGAUUAUUUGACUAAGUUCGGAAACUGAACAGGGAAAGAGAAGAAACAGGAAGAAUGUGAAUUGGAAUGGACUUAAGUCUUUGACUAAGUUUGUAACUUUAUGCAUACCUGAAUGUGUAAUUGCUAUGUAAAGUUGAAUUGAUAAUAAAUAUUUUACAUAAA